This is a messenger RNA of Antechinus flavipes (yellow-footed antechinus), 2159 nucleotides long. RefSeq names its product calponin 2 (gene CNN2). The transcript has 7 exons. The record is from RefSeq and is a predicted model, not a curated record. Gene Ontology annotation, molecular function: actin binding. Gene Ontology annotation, biological process: actomyosin structure organization. Bases 119 to 1039 code for a protein of 306 amino acids. Lineage: Eukaryota; Metazoa; Chordata; Mammalia; Dasyuromorphia; Dasyuridae.
AACUCGGGAACCCAGAAAGAGCCGAGAGAGCGGCUUCGAGUCUGUGGCGCUCCGUCCAGCCGGUCCCGUCCGCUCCCGGACUGUCAGUCAGUUUCCUCGGGCUUGACCCGGCCGCGCCAUGAGCUCCACUCAGUUCAACAAGGGUCCGUCCUAUGGCCUGUCGGCCGAGGUCAAGAACCGGCUCCAGUCCAAGUAUGACCCACAGAUGGAAGGAGAGCUGAGGGGCUGGAUUGAGGGUCUCACAGAACUGAGCAUCGGGCCAGAUUUCCAGAAGGGACUCAAAGAUGGCAUCAUCCUAUGCACUCUCAUGAACAAGCUGCAGCCUGGCUCCGUGCCCAAGAUUAAUCGCUCACAACAGAACUGGCAUCAGCUGGAGAAUCUCUCCAAUUUCAUCAAGGCCAUGGUCAACUAUGGCAUGAACCCUGUGGAUCUCUUUGAAGCCAAUGACCUCUUUGAAAGUGGGAACAUGACCCAGGUUCAAGUGUCACUUCUGGCACUGGCCGGCAAGGCUAAGACAAAAGGGCUACAGAGUGACAUUGGAGUCAAGUACUCAGAGAAGCAAGAACGCAACUUUGAUGAUGCUAAAUUGAAGGCUGGGCAGUGUGUCAUUGGCCUCCAGAUGGGCACCAAUAAAUGUGCCAGCCAGUCAGGCAUGACGGCCUAUGGUACCCGGAGACACCUGUAUGAUCCUAAGAACCAGAUUCUGGCCCCGAUGGAUCACUCAACUAUCAGCCUGCAGAUGGGGACCAACAAGUGUGCCAGUCAGGUGGGCAUGACAGCCCCUGGCACCAGGAGGCACAUCUACGACACCAAGAUGGGCACAGACAAGUGUGACAACACCUCCAUGUCUCUGCAGAUGGGCUAUACCCAGGGUGCCAACCAAAGCGGGCAGGUGUUUGGGCUGGGACGGCAGAUCUAUGAUCCCAAAUACUGCCCCCAGGGUCCCACUGGAGAUGGGUCAGGGGUGGGCCCGGGCGACAGCCCCAGCUCCGUGGAGCCCCCCGAGUACCACUAUUACCGGGAAGAGGAAGGGUACUGAGCCCGCGGGCCCCCUCCCCUCCUGCCUUCCUCUCCUUCAUCCUCCCCCUCUUGUUACCCUCCCCUCCCUGUGCUCCUGGUUUGUGUCCUGCGCUGGGAGAAUUUUGCUCCUGCCUGAGCUCUCUCUUCCCUGUGGUCUCAGCCACAUCUCCCCCCAUCUCUGGGCCUUCGUUUCUCUAUUUGUCAGAGGAGGGGGCCGGGCCUGGCUGUCAAAGGGCUCCCUCCCGCACUGAUGUUGGUCGGUUCUAUGUGUCUUAGUAUCUCAUCUCCUGAGCAGAAGGAGCUAAACAGAGCGGGUGGGCAAGGAGUUCCCCCCUGGCCCUGGCCCUCCACCUCUCUCUCUUCAGCUCUGCGGGGGUGUGCGAGGGGCUGGGGGAUUAUGAAGGACCAGUCCUGCUCAUUCCUUGCCUGGACCAAACUGUCCCCCCUCUUCCUGAUCCCGCUUUGGCUCAGCCCUGGGUUCUGCAGAUGAAGGUCUUGGAGGGAGGAGGGGGAAAAUAGGGCCACCAUAGGGUUUCCUGUCAACGUUGAGCUUCCUGCUUAUGAGGUUAGCUGGUGGUUUCCUCAUCCCUGACAAAAGAUGUUGAAAAAUGAUGUUCUUUCAAAGGGGGGAGGGGAAAGAGCGACUGCUCCCUUUCUUUCUCCCGCACUUGUGCCCUUUCCCACAGGAGUAGGGAGGACCACUUCCAGGGGACCCCCAGGCAACCCUUCAACCGAAACUUCCUUAACCUAGUAAGGGACCAGUCUGGUUUUAACUUAAUGUAAGGAGAAAGACUCCAAAUAAAAGAAGCUACUUUGUAUUUCUGAAGAGGGAAGCUAGCAGCUCUAACCCUCCCUCUCUGAGCCCCAUCACAGCCCAGGGACUGCCUUCCUUGGGCUCCCGCACCUUCCCCAUCCCUCCCCACCUGGCAAAGGCUUGGUUCAGACUGGAUCAGCUGCCUUCCUUCUUGAACACUGCACAGCGGCCCUGCUGGGCUGGGCCAGGUCAGCCUGGCUCAGGGGGCUUUCCUGGGAGAGUCAUCCCAUCAGCCCUUGGGGUCUGGGAGAAGGACCUAGAAAUAAUGUGAAAUGGUGAUGUGGGAACACAGGCAAUAAAACACAUUCUUUGUUUAAGAAAUGAA